AUGGCCGCCCCAUCCCUGUUCGAACCCCUCCAAGUUGGUGACUACACGCUCAGCCAUCGCGUGGUCCUGGCACCGCUUACGCGCUACCGCGCCAGCGCUCUCGAAGGCGACGAAGAAAGCGUCCCUACCGACAUCAUGGCCAAGUACUAUGGCCAGCGUGCGUCGCACGGCGGCUUGCUCAUUUCCGAAGCGUCUCCUAUCGCUCCGGAAGGUCGACCGAGCAUCCUGGCGCCGUCCAUUUACACAUCGCUGCAUGCUGCCCGCUGGAAGCCUGUCACCGACGCGGUGCACGCGAAGGGUGGGUUUAUCUUUUUGCAAUUGUGGCACGUGGGUGCGUGGUCGCACUCUGGCUUGGACACGAAGGGCCGCCCACCGGCGUCAUCAGCCGUCUUCAACAUGGAGCCUGGGACGUCUCUAUUCAACACGCGCGAUGGUCUCAAGCCGCGCGAUCCGCAGACGCGCAUCCUAACAACGGACGAGAUCCCCGAACUCAUUCAACAGUACGUCCGCGCGGCCAAGUUGGCGAUCGAAGCUGGGUUCGACGGAGUCGAAAUCCACGGCGCCAACAGUUACCUCUUGGAUCAAUUCAUCAGCGACCACAUCAACUCCCAACGCACAGAUCAAUACGGCGGUUCGCUCGAAAACAGACUGCGAUUGCCCGUAGAGAUCGCGACGGCCGUCGCCGACGCCAUCGGCGCGGGUCGCACCGGGAUUCGAUUCAGCCCGUUUGUGUCGAUUCAAGGCAAGCAGGACAGCAACCCGAUCCUCACGUGGACGACGCUACUCAAGAUGCUGAACCCGCUCCAUUUGGCGUACGUCCACUUGGUCGAGCCUCGACUUCCUGGCAGCUGGGAUCGUGUCCCGAACCCGGAAGAGCUCAACUUGAAGCCAUUUCGUGAAGCAUACGACGGUGUGUUAAUUGUUGCAGGGGGUCAUUCCGCCGACACCGCGGACGCGGCUGUCAAGAACGGCGACGCAGACCUCGUGGCAUUCGGGCGCAGCUUCAUUUCCAACCCAGAUUUGCCCAGCCGCAUUCAACACGGCCAUCCUUUCUCCCCGUACGACCGCUCGACGUUUUACACGCCAGGUGAAGUUGGCUACACCGACUACAAGACGUGGGAAGAGCUCGACGGGGAAAAGCACAGCGCGGCUGCGACGGACGAUGUCGGCCCUUAA
Messenger RNA from Aphanomyces invadans, 1176 nucleotides. RefSeq lists its product as hypothetical. The record is from RefSeq and is a predicted model, not a curated record. NCBI's taxonomy places the organism in Eukaryota, Oomycota, Saprolegniomycetes, Saprolegniales, Verrucalvaceae. The transcript has a single exon. Gene Ontology annotation, molecular function: FMN binding; oxidoreductase activity. The coding region runs from base 1 to 1176 and encodes 391 amino acids.